Epinephelus moara (kelp grouper) is the source of this 5061-nucleotide messenger RNA. It is a transcript of the gene trim65, whose product is annotated as tripartite motif containing 65. Gene Ontology annotation, molecular function: protein binding; zinc ion binding. The record is from RefSeq and is a predicted model, not a curated record. The transcript is spliced from 9 exons. The coding region runs from base 97 to 1638 and encodes 513 amino acids. NCBI's taxonomy places the organism in Eukaryota, Metazoa, Chordata, Actinopteri, Perciformes, Serranidae.
UCAUCAGGGAAGCUACAUUUGACGAUAUUCAGUAUUCACACAGAUGCUGUGCACGAAUGUAUCUGUAAGAGUGAGGUGUCUUCUCUUCCUUCAGAGAUGGAGUCUCAGAAUCCAAACCUGAUCUGCGCCAUAUGCCUGGAGCGUUUCCGGAUCCCUGUAACCAUCCCCUGCGGUCACACCUUCUGUCAAAAAUGCAUCACCACUCACUGGGACACCAAGAGCAAGUCUGACAUCGGACCUCAUUGCCCAUUCUGCAAUGAGGAGUUUGAGUCCAGGCCCAUUCUCAAGCGUAACGUGUCCCUGUCGGUCUUGACCGAGGCUGCAAACAGCACUGGCCCCUCCUGUAGAGAGGCGCUCAUGAGGGGAGGCGAAGGGGCAAGAGCCAUGCUGCUGUGUGAUCGCCAUAAAAAGCCUCUGGUUUAUUACUGCAGGCAGGACAAAAUGUCUGUGUGUUACGAGUGUGGCAUCUGUGAAUGCAUGAACCACGACAAGGUCUUGUUGGAGACAGAAAGGGAGAAUCAAGAGCUGCUGCUGGAAAGGAAGAGCAAGGAGGUGGGGAAACUCACGGAAGAGACGCAGAAAAGUAUAAAUGAGUUGGCUGAGAAUAUCAAUCAAGCUAAGGUGACUCUUCAGCAGACUUCCAACUGGGUCAAUGCCAAGUUCUCCUCCUUGAUAAAGAUACUUGCUGAGAAGCAGGAGGCUACAGAGCUCUUUAUCGAGGAGCAGAAAGAAGGUGCUAUCACUGAGGCGGAGGCACGACUAGCUGAACUCAAGGAGCGCUCCCAGAAACUCAGAGAGACCCAGGAACAGAUAGCAGCUGUACAUAACCUCCCUGAUACAGAGCUCAUCAAGGAAUCACUGGUCAUAGAAGUUCCACGUUUCAAAGAUAUUCCCACAGAUGUAACAUCAAACCUUCAAGAUCGAUUAAACGGCGUCACAGAUGUCCUGUCGCGAGUCUCCAAGCUGGUGUCUGAGGACUUGGAGAAAGCUGUGAGCACCGCUGUGGGUCCGGACAAAGACGGUUCCCCUCAGGAUAAGAGGCCAGUCCUAGCUGUGGUUCCCAGUCCAGCUGCUCCAUGCCACCCUGGUGGGAAGGAAGGCCUCAGUGCUUACAGAUGCUCUCUGACCUUUGACCCUCGCACAGCCAACGGCCACCUGUUUCUGUCCCAGGAGAACCGUAGGGCGGAGCACCUCACCUCUGGGCCACGCCCCGUUCCAGCCCACGAAGCCCGCUUUGAUCACACCUGGCAGGUGCUCUGCUUUCAGGGCUUCACCCAUGGACAGCACUACUGGGAGCUGGAGGUGUCCAAGCCCUGGGCCUACCUUGGGGUAACCUACGACACCAUCCCCAGGAAGGAAAAGGGCAAGAGGUGCAUGGUGGGUAUGAACGAACUGUCCUGGAGCCUGCAGCUGGACGAGCAUCAGCUCAGCGCCUGGCACAACGGCCGACGGGAGACCCUGGCCGGUCACUCCCAGCACAGUCGCAUCGGCAUGCUGCUAGACUACGAGGCGGGGACGCUCACCUACUACGGAGACGGGCAGACCAGGCUCCAUGCCUUCCACUGUGCCUUCAGCCAGGAGCUGUUCCCUGCCUGCUGGAUAGGAGAGGGGGUCAGCAUCACCCUCUGCUCCACAUGAGCUGACUCAUAAAGAGACGUGAAGAAGGGAGCUCAGUAACAAGAAGCCCUAUCAAACAUGGGCACUAGCUGACUCAACAUAGACGAUCCUCCUUAACCAUUUUAGAGGUUUUUAAAUCUUUCUUUUUUUCUCUUUGCAACGACUGCCUUCCUACAUUUGAAGCAGUAGAACUUACUGUAAUGAGCCUACUCCCCCGAAACUGACCACCUGGCUUUGGUUGAUUCACGUUAUUACUUACCACAUGACAAUAACAGCUAAGGUAACAGUCACAAACUCUGGUCCUGAAGGUUCUAGUUUAAGGACAGCACUACUUCAUUCUGGUUUGUUUGUUUUUUCCUUCAAAGUAUGUGUGAAAUAACCCUCAAUUUUAGAUUGUUACGGCUUUUAGGUAGGAAAAGAUCAAUCUACACAACUCAGUGUGUCAGAUUAUUGUACUUUCAGUACAUAACAUUGAGUUCCCUUGUUCUGCUGCAAGGCAGUACACAUUUAUAACAGGUGAAUGGGCUCACAGGCAAAUAAGACAUUAUAAAGGGUAUCAGAUGAACACAGUGGUUAGUUUAUCCACUGUGUUGCUUUGAGAGUGCUACAACUACAACUAAACUGAAUACUCCUGCAUUAUUUGAUUGAACCCUAAGUGUUAAGUAAGUGCCAUUUGGCUGGUGACAGUGUUUGCCGCCAACUUAUGUUGCACAUGUCAGACUUUUACUGCCCCUGACUGUAGUCUGCUUUGAAGAAAUGGUUCAGAAUUUUUUGGGAGAUCUGCUUAUUUGCUUUUUUGCUGAGAGAAGAGCAGAUCAAUACCACUCUCAUGUCUGUGUGGUGAAUAAGAAGCUGCCUGUUAGCCUAGCUUAGCGGAAAGACUGGAGACAUGGAAACAGAUAGCCUGCUCCAAUGUAACAGAAUCUGCAUCCCAGUAUUCUGAAGCUCACUAAUCAACAUGUCCCCUGGAAAAGUUGAAGACAUAGUCCAACGCAUAACCUUAAGUGGUCAUUUUUUCACGUUGGUUAUUCCAUAGACUUAAAAAAAAACAAAAAAAAAAAACAAGAUGGUAUGUGUUAUUCAGUGAGGUGCUGGCUGGUGAGCGUAGUUCCAUUUGGACAACCAGGCUGUUAUGAAGUCUUUAUUUGAAGCCAUCCUUUUGGCAGCUGUAGCCUUAUAGUAGACGUGCAAACAUGGAGAUGCAUCGAUCUUCUAAGUCUUGACAAGAAAGUGAAUAAGCCUUUUUUCUUCCAGGAACAGAGCCUCUACUUUUCUUCAGCCAGUGUGGUUCCUCUAAUGUGGAGCUCAACAUGGGUGAAGCAAAGACAAAACAUUUCUGCAAUAACGAGAAGCCAUUUGUUGAGGAAUUGCUAAAACAUAAUCUUUAUGAACAGGUAUCUUCCUAUUUAUGCAGAAUCUGUGGCAACAAUGGGACAAAAUUGCUACUGGAAGUGUAGUCUGUUUGUAGCCUGUAGUAUAGACCAAUCACAUUAAAGUAGCACAUAAAAGGUUUGAAAUGCAAUCUCAGAACCCAUCGGCUGUCGUGUGAUGACAAGUUAGCUUUUUUUUUUUUUUUUUUUUUUCUGUUACAGCCGGAAAAGGGUGGAUUGCCCACUCCAGGUUAGGGAGGACGUCCUGCCUCAGGUGGAGGAGUUUAAGUAUCUCGGGAUCUUGUUCACGAGUGAGGGUAGGAUGGAACGGUGAAAAGGGAGCUUAGCCAGAAAGCAAAGCUCCCGAUUUACGGGUCGAUCUACGUCCCAACCCUCACCUAUGGUCACGAGCUCUCGGUAGUGACCGAAAGAACGAGAUCGCGAGUACAAGCGGCCGAAAUGAGUUUCCUCCGCAGGGUGGCUGGGCUCAGCCUUAGAGACAGGGUGAGGAGCUCGGACAUCCGGGAGGGACUCGGAGUAGAGCCGCUGCUCCUCCACAUCGAGAGGAGCCAGUUGAGGUGGUUCGGGCAUCUGGUAAGGAUGCCUUCCGGAUGCCUCCCUUGGGAGGUGUUUCGGGCAUGUCCAACUGGGAGGAGACCUCAGGGCCACCCCAGGACACGCUGGAGGGAUUACAUCGCCCGGCUGGCCUGGGAACGCCUCGGGGUUCCCUCAGAAGAGCUGACGGAGGUGGCUGGGGAGAGGACUGUCUGGGCUUCUUUGCUGAAGCUGCGACCCGGACCCAGAUAAGCGGAAGACGACGAGUACGAGUACAAACUGUAUUCAUAUACACAUGUCUGUUUAUAGAGUGGUGCAGGGAUCAGCCCUAAAACCUGGACAUGAAUUAGCAUUUUAGCACCUCGGUUCCCUCGUCUCAAAGUCAGUGGGUUUUUCAGUAGGUUUUUGGUUAGAUGCCUGAAAUAAGGUCUGUUACACAAGCUAAAGAGACUUUUGUUCUUUGUUAUCAACAAAAAAAAAUUCAGUGAAUUCCCAAUUAGUAAAUUCUGAAGCUUUAAUGAGUCUUCAAAAAAGGCGGUUGCCAAGAAGUGGCUAAAUGAGACAACAGAACACCAUCACACCAAAUUCUGCUUUAAAGCCUUGUGGUGGUGACAUCCAAGUCAUGUAACUGUGGUGUAGUUUGCUUUUGUCUAACAUUAGCUUUUAACUUCUGGCGAUUGAAUUUACACUUCAGAUAUAAAAGUGAUGUUAAUUUCUGUGGAUAAUCUUGCUGAACAAAACUUUUGUUUGCCACAGAGCUUGUCUGCAGUAAUCUAAAAUCCUAUAGAAAAAUCCUAUGAGCUUUUUGUCAAGGGAACCAGGGUGACGCUAACUUUCGCAUCGGUCUACAAAAAAAAGGUCAUCCCUGCAGCACUCUACAGAGAUUAGAUGAAAUUCCCUGUUAUCCACUUGCUACACUGGAUCUCCCAAAAUGUUGCCCCCCUGGAACUUACUGUCGUCUCGCUGAUGGGUUCAGAGAUUGGCGAAAACUCAACAUAUCUCCCAAGCUAUCUGAAAAUCUGACAAUGCUCCUGGUUACACUUGAAUUUUGAACAUUUUAAGUCCAAGUAUAGGCCUCAAGAGACAUAGAACAGCUAAAAGUUAUAUUUAUGCGUGCAUCAACUUUUUUUUUUAAUCCCUGAACUCAACUUUUUUUGUCUGUGGGUGGGAUUCAGUCCACAGAAGGAUGUGAGCCAGUUGACAAAGCGGUGCGUACAGAACAAUAAGCCACCGCAGGGUGUACUGAAUAGAACUCGUUUCAUCAGACAUUGUCCCCCUGGUGUAUAAUAAGUGAUGUGGGCGAAACCAAAUCAUGGGCUGUACAUUACUACUGAGAACAAUGGAUCACCAUUUUUAUCGUCUUGGGAUCUUUGAAUGAAUGCACAAAUGGCGCUGCCUGUACAGUCUCUAACCUGUGAUGCUGACAGUGUUGUGAUGGGAUCUGCUGUACUGUACAGAUGUUUUUAACAGGCUUUUAGCCUUUUUAAAAAAAAAUAAAAAUAAAAAUCAUGAGCACUUA